Messenger RNA from Rosa chinensis, 1030 nucleotides. RefSeq names its product ankyrin repeat-containing protein BDA1. Bases 14 to 1030 code for a protein of 338 amino acids. The transcript has 3 exons. Gene Ontology annotation, cellular component: plasma membrane. Lineage: Eukaryota; Viridiplantae; Streptophyta; Magnoliopsida; Rosales; Rosaceae. Gene Ontology annotation, molecular function: protein phosphatase regulator activity; protein phosphatase 1 binding. The record is from RefSeq and is a predicted model, not a curated record.
CUCUGGUGGACACAUGGAUGUUGUUAAAGAGUUGCUAAGAGUGUGUCUUGACCUUGCUUAUAUGGUUGAUGAGAAAGGAAACUAUCCAUUGCACUAUGCAACUAGCAAAGAGAACAGGGAGAUAACCUGGGCACUCCUCAAGCUUGAUCCAAAGCUUGCUCAGCAGCACAAUCUCAGUGGUCACACGCCUUUGCACUUGGCAGCAAUAAACUACAAAGUCUCAGUCCUUCAGGUGUUCGUCUCAAUGGCUAAACCAGCUUUUCAGAUCGUAACAAAAGCCGGUGAGACGGUAUUCCACUUGGUUGUGAAAUAUGGGCGAUAUGAUGCUUUAGUAUACUUGACCCAUGUCUGUGAUGAUAUGGAUUUCUUCGACUGUAGAGACUGUUAUAAUAACACCAUCCUACAUCUUGCAGUUUCUGAAGCACAACAUAAGAUAGCAGAGUACCUAAUCAGCAAAAAGAAAGUAGAGCUCAAUUCUCGAAACAAUGAAGGACUCACAGCCCUUGACCUUCUCAAACAGAGCAAGGAAAGUGUAGACAAUCAGCGUCUCGAAUCCAUGCUAAUGAAAGCAGGAGGUAAAACAAGGAUUGAGCUGUUAUCUACUUCACCAAAAGCAGAUAAAGCCACCGCUCAGCCAGUGACACUUCCUGAAAACAUUCCGAAACGAGCACAAUUCGUUAAAGAGUAUGAACUGCAGUUGUCCAUCAUAAAUGAGAUAGCUUCUGCGGCAUCCAAGUCCCCAUCAAGCUCAUCAGCACCUAUGUCCAGGAUGUCAUCACAUUUUCCAUCACCCCAAUCCAGCAAGUCUUCGCCUAGGCUACCAUCACCGCAAUCUAGGAAGUCAUCACCUAAGCUGCCAUCACCGCCAUCUAGCAAGUCAUCGCCUCAGCCUCAGGUUGGGGAAGGCUUAUCACCUCAGCAGCAAGUUGGAUCAGCAUUUGAAGUUAAGGAGGGACUGGAUCAUGAAAGACAAAAGAAGCAAGAGUUUCUUCUGCAAACCUUUGCCAGACAACACAUGCAGGAAGCAUGA